AUGUUUUGUGAUGUUUCAGUGCAUUCCCUAAAGUGUAUGCAGUGCAUCCCAGAGACAUCUUUGAACUGCACCAACACUGAGGUGGACUGUCCUGCUGGCGAGUGCCUGAGCCUGGGAGUAACAACCUACACUGAGGGCAUGAAAGUCAAUCAUAUCAACUUGAAGUACUGCUCAGCACCAGGACAUUGCCCCUCCGGGUCAAUCAAUUAUGGGAUGGUAGCGUCAAGCUAUGACAGUGAGUGCUGUGGGACUGACCUGUGCAAUGCUCAGGACAUGCCAGAUAGACCACUCGUCAGCUCAAAAAAUGGCCAGAAGUGUUUUACCUGUACAGGAGAACAUUGUUCAUCCACAGUGGACUGUUUAGGAGAUGAAAAUCGCUGUAUCAAAUCAAGAGUAAUCACUGAUGGCACCACCAUGACACUGAAAGGAUGUGCCUCGGAGAAAUUAUGUGGGACGUCCCAAUCCCAGGUGGUCCUGCCCAACAUCUACACAAGCUCCGUGUGCUGCGAAGGAAGUCUGUGUAACCAUGCCGAGCACUCGAGGUUGCCUCUCUCCCUUGUUCUGAUGGCUUUUUCCUCCCUCAUCCUCACACUAUGA
Sardina pilchardus (European sardine) is the source of this 597-nucleotide messenger RNA. Its product is annotated as urokinase plasminogen activator surface receptor-like. The record is from RefSeq and is a predicted model, not a curated record. The transcript is spliced from 4 exons. Bases 1 to 597 code for a protein of 198 amino acids. NCBI's taxonomy places the organism in Eukaryota, Metazoa, Chordata, Actinopteri, Clupeiformes, Clupeidae.